UCGUGAAAGGCGAGAGGGAACAAACGGAUAAGCUCCGUGCGAGUCUCAGAGAGUUGAGAAGCCUAGGCAACUACCCAGACAGAAAACGCGGGUCGUAUGUUCUGUCGGUAUGGUCAUGCUAUCCACCCCUGCGUACGUUAGCGCGAAGCCCUUAACCUGCCCUCCUUCCGUCGCCAGAGCCCAGAGGAAAUUGCCUCGAAUGAACUGCGCAUUGUCACCCUCAAAACGGCGGGAGAGCAGGCGAUUGAUAUCCAUCUCCUUCGUCCUCUCCCACUUGUUCUCUGUCCCCAACUAUGCUAUCGCGGGCAGCAUUUUUGAUAAAUACGUGAAAAGGAAAAAACUAGACCCACUUGAGGUUUAUGUGCCAGCUGUCAUAUUGACGCAAUCACAGAUCAAGGACUUAGAGAAAUCUCUAGAAGCUGAGCAACCCCAAUAUGCUGCUUGCCGAUCCCUACUACGCUCUGGCCCUGCAGCAUCCCUUCGUGUAAAUAUUCGAGCUGUGGCACAAUAUGCUUUGGACAAAGGCAAUGGUAACAGUGCUUCCAACAGUGUUGAUCAAUGCCUCAGAGCGUUGGAGGAACUUGAUUCCUUACUUCUGCGUGCAUCAAGAAAUGAUCGAGAAGCCUCGGUUGAAUCAAUGAAGGGCAAGAUUAAUAUGGCCCUUAAUGCCCUGGACAGCCUCCUCCAAACUGUACCUUCUGAUGUGCUUCAGAAGGGGAAGGCUGUAGCUGAUUCUUAUAUGAUUACAGAAGAUGAACGUGAAAUUUUGGACCAAGAAAUGCAGCAGUUGGAGUCAAUUUUAUGAUAUUUUUUCUCUUGAGGAUUCAAAUUUAGGAGAUUCUGUACCAUGAAUCUCUCCCAAUACAUGCAGUAAUCUCUUCACUGUUCUAUGUAUGAUCACUUAAAUUGACAUCUAUGUAUUGGGUGCAACAGCCUUCCACAUGAUCUCUGGAUCUUGGAUAAGUAGAAUUGUAUGCUUGUAACACUGUCCCUCUCUAGGGUUAGAAAUGAAGUAAAUUUUGGAAGA
Molecule: messenger RNA, 1027 nt
Organism: Juglans regia (Persian walnut)
Lineage: Eukaryota; Viridiplantae; Streptophyta; Magnoliopsida; Fagales; Juglandaceae
Exons: 7
Coding region: 110-805 (231 amino acids)
Source: RefSeq, a predicted model, not a curated record